GAAAACAAUAAUAGGAGUACCACGCAGUUCAAAAAGCAGUCUUUGAAAUAUUAGCGUACAAUGCUUUAGACUGUCAUUUAAUUGUAUACCUCUGCGACUUAUCUCUGUACUGUCUUUAAAUUAUUAACCACAAAUUACACAUUUUUUGGCAAAAUGAUUCCGUAUUUUAAUCAAAUGACACAUGUUACCAUGGUUACUUGUAAAUUUUCUAUCAUAAACUUACGUUCUAUUAUGAACAGAGCCAUUAGAAAUUUUAUCUUAUUUUAAAUACGGAAUUAUGCACUAGACCGAAGUAAAAUAAUAAUAAUAGUGCUUAAUAUUUAUAUUUUUUAUUUUGGCUUUUGAAUAUAAUUUUCCAGUCAUGUCUAAAAAAGCAAAGAAAGGAGGUAAAAAGGGAGGCAAGAAGGCAGCAGUGCAGGAGGAGAAAGUGGAAUUGACAGAGGUCGAUAAAGAAUUAUUUCAAAUACAAAUCUCUGACCUUAUGAGAAAAGUUGAAAGGCUCAAGAAUCGUUGCAGAGAGCUAGAAACGAGUAAUGAAGAUUAUCAACAGAGGUACAAUCAGUUAGAUGAAGAUCGCGCAGAUAUUAUCGCAUACUUGAAGCGAGAUCUUCAGCAGAAAACUGAUGAGAUCACUGAGCUUGAGGAGCGUCUUGUAGGGCUACAAAAAUCAAAAGAUGCUGACACUGCCAUGUUCUUGGAGAGAAUUGCUCAGUUUGAGAAAAACUACAAACUGAUGCAUGAACAGCUGACUUCUGAAAUAAAACUUCUGAGUGGUAAACUGAAUUCAUUGGAAGAGUUUAGAAUUCAGCGUGAGGAACUGACAAAGAAAUACAAAAACCAAGAAGAGAGAAUGGCAGAACAAGAAAUCUUGCACCAACAGGCUAUGUACGAUGUAGAGAAGAAAUUUAUCAUUGGCAAAGAUAAGUUGAAGAAAGAGAUGGAGGCUAAACUGCUGCAACUCUCCACAGACUUCCGUGAUGCCAUGCAGCUCCGCAUAGCGGCCACCACACACAGGGCCAUCCGAGAAAACAUUGCACUCAGCAACGAGUACAACCAGAUGUUGGAAGAGUCUCGAGUACUGAUGAACGAGAAUGCCAACCUGAAGGACUUGACUUACGAGUUGCGGCUAGAAGCACAGCUGUUCGAGGAAGAAAAAAACACAGCCAUUGCCGACAGCAAAGUGCAACUAAGGCUCCUGGAGAAGAUGAGCGAGGACCACGAGCGGAUGGCGGCGCGGGUGGCAGGCCUGCAGGGGGAGCUGAGUCGCUGCGAGGAGGCGAAGGAGGAGCUGUGCGAGCUACGGGCCACCCUGCAGGAGCGAGACGAGUCCAUCCAGAGCCUCUGCGUGCUGCUGGGUGCCGCGAGGGAGCAGCAGUGCGAGGCGAGCGCCCAGCUGACCGCGUGCAGGGAGCAUGCCGAGCGACUGCGAGAACUCAUCCAGAGUUCCAUCUCUACCAUCAAGAACGCCUUGCUGAUCCAGGAGGACCCGUUCCAUGACGAAGCUCAGGUCUUGGCUUGUCGAGAGAACGUGCUAGGAACACUACUGCAGCUGCUGGACUCCGCUCCAAAGCCUCCGAAACCUCCAAAACUGGAUAUUGAGAAGAAGCAACUGAAAAUAGCCUUGCUGGAUCACACACCUGCUGUAAACAUUUAUUCAUUCACUGAUGUGAAACCCUUACAUAUACCUAAUUGGUUUCUUCCACUAAAUAUAACGUACUGUUAUUUUUGUGUGCUUGUGAUUCUAUUAUUUAAAUUAAUAGUUGACCUCACUAGUAAGCAGAUCGUCUAAUGAAUGUACACCUUGAAAAUGAACACAAUAUAUAAGAACAAUGUAUUGUAUUCACAGUAGUUAGUAUUAAUAAUUUUUGACAGUCACAAGUGGUGUCAAACUGAAGGUGUUUCUGUAAGUGCCAACAGAGUAGCGCCAACUACAGAAGACCUGAUGGCAGACUAUGUCACGGGAGACCUGAGCUUGGUGAGUCCUGCUGCACCUCCGUGCACAUCACAGCUGCAGGAUGUCCGCCCAGACACAGACACAGACACAGACACACCAGAACAUGUGGUUGCAUCGGCAGAUUACAAUGCAAUGGCCCAAGAGGAACUGGAGACAGCAGACGGAUCGUUCAGCACCGAUUCCGAAAAUGAUGAAUCACAUGAUAUUGAUCAGGAAAAAUCCGAGCCUUUUUAGUAGAUGUAACUUUUACCCUACGAGAACAACAUACAUAGUUUCGAUUAUCAUCAGUUAGUUUGAAAUUUCAAAAUAAGUAAAUAAAUAAAUAUUUGAUGGCA
Bacillus rossius redtenbacheri is the source of this 2289-nucleotide messenger RNA. Its product is annotated as cilia- and flagella-associated protein 157. The record is from RefSeq and is a predicted model, not a curated record. Bases 362 to 1789 code for a protein of 475 amino acids. Gene Ontology annotation, cellular component: ciliary basal body; cilium. The transcript has 10 exons. Gene Ontology annotation, molecular function: microtubule binding. NCBI's taxonomy places the organism in Eukaryota, Metazoa, Arthropoda, Insecta, Phasmatodea, Bacillidae.